AUGCUCUUGGAAGAAAUCCACCACGAAUCCCUCCAGCAGUUGCUCAACGGAAUUCGAUCCCAAUCAGAACUUGUUCUUGUUCCAGGUCUCCCACUAACACCGGGAAAUGUAUUAGAAGUUCAAGGUGCUUCAGGAUCUGGCAAAACCCAUCUACUUUAUGCUGCAAUAAUCAUCUGCAUAUCACCUGCCACCGGGGGUGGCUGGGGCAAGGGGGCUGUUCUUUUCGACUCGGACAAUUCUUUUGACCUGAACAGGUUCAAGAGUCUUUUUACUUCCCAUGUGGCUCAUUCACUUCAUUCCACCCCCUUCUCUCAAACUUUACAGACCCUUGUUGAUCGCUGCUUGAACUCUCUUCACAUCUUCCGACCAUCAUCGUCCGACCAACUAGCUUCGUCUAUCCUCCAUCUCCCAUUGUAUCACUCAUCUCAAAUGAUGCGUCAAGAGAUUGGCUUAAUCGCGAUUGACUCUCUCAGCGCAUUUUAUUGGCCAGAUCGUUAUGCCAUCGAGCAACUUCGCUCCCGUGCUGGAUAUAAUACGGUUAAAGACGCUUCAAACCCGCUACGUCACAUCUUGAUUGCUCUUGAGCGUAUUCGCGUCAUGUACAGGCCACUCAUCAUCUUCACAAAUUGGGGGCUUACGUUUUCCCAACCCGAGCUUCAACAUUCGAUGUCGCACUUCAAAUUCUACAAGCAGCAUCUUCAUCCUCUCACUUCGCUUUCCGCAGACGACGGCCAUCUGCCAGUCCCUCAUGGCAGCAUGCUACUGCCCUUGUCACACCACAUUACAUUGACCUCCACCCCUGCGAUUCAAUCGCACCUGAAGCCAGAUCACCGUGCAGAUACGGAGGACGAGGAGACCUUGGGAUCCGCAAGGACAAAGCAAAAAUGCAUGGUCAUAGGAGCCGUCCGCAUUCCCGGUGUUCCUGAAGUAGUCAAAUUUAGCUUUGCUAUUGAAACUGAUAGUUUAUCUUUCUGUAAAGCUACGGAUGAUAUGAGUCCAUAAUGAUGAUUUCAAAGCCGCAAAUUAUGAUUCAUUACAAAUUAAAUACCACUUCGCGCG
Marasmius oreades (fairy-ring Marasmius) is the source of this 1059-nucleotide messenger RNA. RefSeq lists its product as uncharacterized. The transcript has a single exon. NCBI's taxonomy places the organism in Eukaryota, Fungi, Basidiomycota, Agaricomycetes, Agaricales, Marasmiaceae. Gene Ontology annotation, molecular function: four-way junction DNA binding. The coding region runs from base 1 to 1002 and encodes 333 amino acids. Gene Ontology annotation, biological process: DNA strand invasion; double-strand break repair via homologous recombination. Gene Ontology annotation, cellular component: Rad51B-Rad51C-Rad51D-XRCC2 complex; replication fork; centrosome. The record is from RefSeq and is a predicted model, not a curated record.